CUCUUUUCUCAUGAAUGAGCAGCUGCUGCACUAUAUAUAAGUGAUAUGUUUAUCACACCGAAUAAACAGAACGGGUAUAAAAUGCUGCUGUCUGCCUGCUACUGCAUUAAUACUUCCUGGGGAUUUGAGGGCAUUUGGCAACAUGCUUGUGUGUAAGGUGACUGUGGCUCUUUGGGCUCUGCUGCUGCAAUGUUCUGCAGAUAAGGAUCCACUCGCUCAUCUGUCUGUGGGAGAGCGGAUCGAGAGAGUAAACAGUAACACCGUUUAUGGUGUAGACGAACCGGAGCUGAUCGAAGGAGACAUUGCUGUUUCUGAUGAUAGCGAGAAAAACGCUGAUCCCUGCACCUCCCGCGGUUGCAUGUGGCCAAAAUCGGCUAACGGAAGAGUCUACAUACCUUAUGUAAUCGCCAACCAAUACACUGAUCGGGAGCGACAGAUCAUUGAGCGAGGCCUUGAUUCUUUCUCCUCCGUCACCUGCAUCCGUUUUAUUCCACGCUCCAAUGAGAGGGAUUACAUCAGUAUUGAGUCUCUCUCUGGAUGCUACUCUAAAAUUGGACGCACAGGUUAUGCCCAGACCUUGUCCCUGGCUCGUAGUGGCUGUGUCUACUAUGAUACCGUCCAGCAUGAGCUUCUUCAUGCUCUGGGCUUUAAUCAUGAACAGACUCGCAGUGACCGAGACAGCUACAUCCGUGUUGCCUGGGAGAACAUCAUUGAGGGCAAGGAGCACAACUUCAACAAGAAGGCCACUCUGAACCAGGAUACAUCUUAUGACUACAACUCUGUCAUGCAAUACCACAAAACUGCUUUCUCUAAGAAUGGCCUGCCCACCAUGAUCCCCAUCCCUGACCCCAAUGUGCCUUUCGGAACAGCCACUGAGAUGAACAAUAAUGACAUCAGCAGAGUCAACAGGCUCUACCAGUGCUAAACUCCUGAGUGAUGCCGAAAGGAAGUCUUUCAAGUGGCCUUGGAUUGCAUAAUUACCAUAAAAGAAAAAGUACAAAAAUGACUAAUGGUUGUGUCCACCAUGUUAUUAAUGUAAUUAUUUUUAACAGUAAAAUAUCUUCAGUUUA
Silurus meridionalis is the source of this 1070-nucleotide messenger RNA. Its product is annotated as high choriolytic enzyme 1-like. The transcript is spliced from 9 exons. The record is from RefSeq and is a predicted model, not a curated record. Gene Ontology annotation, molecular function: metalloendopeptidase activity; zinc ion binding. NCBI's taxonomy places the organism in Eukaryota, Metazoa, Chordata, Actinopteri, Siluriformes, Siluridae. Bases 143 to 925 code for a protein of 260 amino acids. Gene Ontology annotation, biological process: proteolysis.